AUGAAGGCAGUGAAGCUUGUAGAGGAGGAGAAAGGAGGAGGCGGCAGAGGUGCUGGUCGUAAUGGGUACACCAACGCAGUAGAUGGGGAGGAGGGAGGAGGUGAGGGUGAGGAAGAGGAGGAGGGAGGAGAGGAGGAUGGAGGAGGAGGAGAUGGAGGAGGAGAGGAGAGGGAUCCAGACUGGGAUGAAGAGCUGGACGGUGAGGACGAUGGAGGAGUGAGGAUGAAACGAACCGACACACUUCACUCGACCACAAGUUCAACUGGAACACAAAGGAGGAGAGGACAACAUGCUAAGAAACAGGUCCAAGGCAGUAAUCAGGUCCAGCGAGCUCCCAGAGCGCUGUUCUGUCUGAAACUCAACAAUCCAAUCAGACGAGCCGCUCUCUCUAUCGUCGAGUGGAAACCGUUUGAUAUCUUCAUUCUGUUAGCCAUCUUUGCUAACUGUGUCGCUCUGGGAGUUUCUAAACCGUUUCCUGAGGAUGACUCCAACUCCACCAACCACGACCUGGAACAAGUGGAGUACAUCUUCCUCAUCAUCUUCACUGUGGAGACCUUCCUGAAGAUCCUGGCCUACGGUCUGGUGAUGCACCCCAGCUCCUACAUCCGCAAUGGAUGGAACUUGCUCGACUUCGUCAUCGUCAUCGUUGGGUUGUUCAGCGUUGUCUUGGAGACGAUGACUCAUAAAUCUGGCGAGCAGGCGACCAGUCAUCAUGUGCCGGGGAAACCUGGAGGUCUGGACGUCAAAGCUCUAAGAGCCUUCAGAGUCCUGAGGCCCCUCAGACUGGUUUCUGGAGUUCCCAGUCUGCAGAUUGUGUUGAACUCCAUCAUGAAGGCAAUGGUUCCUCUACUCCACAUCGCUCUGCUGGUUCUCUUUGUCAUCAUCAUCUACGCCAUCAUCGGUCUGGAGCUCUUCAUAGGACGCAUGCACAAGACCUGCUACUACAUAGGACUAGAUAAUUUUGUGGAGGACGACCCGGUGCCGUGUGCGUUUGCCGGUCACGGCCGUCAGUGCAACGUUAACGGGACAGAGUGUCGGGGGAAGUGGGACGGUCCCAACGGAGGAAUCACCAACUUCGACAACUUCUUCUUCGCCAUGUUGACCGUGUUCCAGUGCAUCACGAUGGAGGGAUGGACGGACGUUCUCUACUGGAUGAAUGACGCCAUAGGGUUCGAGCUGCCCUGGGUUUAUUUUGUCAGUCUGGUGAUUUUCGGAUCGUUCUUCGUUCUCAACCUGGUUCUGGGAGUCCUCAGCGGAGAGUUCAGUAAGGAGAGGGAGAAGGCGAAGGCUCGGGGAGAUUUCCAGAAGCUGAGGGAGAAGCAGCAGAUGGAGGAGGAUCUGUGUGGAUACAUGGACUGGAUCACUCAGGCCGAAGACAUGGACGAACUGGACGAGGACGGGAACCCACGUCCGUGUCUGGGUGAUCUGUCAGAUAAGAAGAGAGGGAAGUUUGGGUGGUUCAGUCACUCCAAUGAAACUCACGCGAGUCUUCCUGCCAGUGAAACAGCUUCUGAGAACACCGUGAACAUCGACGAGGAACACACCAACUGCUGCCAGGCCUGCUGCUCGCGGAUGAUGAAGAUCGGCUGCUGUCGGACGCUGCGUCGGUGGAACCGAGUCUGUCGCAGGAACUGUCGCACUGCCGUCAAAUCUGUGACGUUCUAUUGGCUGGUUCUGCUGCUCGUCUUCCUCAACACCUCCCUCAGUGCCUCCGAGCACUACAACCAACCUGAUUGGCUCACACAAGUCCAAGACAUCGCCAACAAGGUGCUGCUGUCUCUGUUCACGGUGGAGAUGCUGCUAAAGAUGUACAGUCUGGGUUUGGCUCAUUACUUCGUGGCGUUCUUUAACCGCUUCGACUGCUUCGUGGUGUGCGGCGGCAUCAUGGAGACUAUCCUGGUGGAGCUGGAGAUCAUGCCUCCUCUGGGCAUCUCCGUGCUGCGCUGCGUCCGCCUGCUGAGGAUCUUCAAGGUCACACGCCAUUGGACGGCUCUGUCUAAUCUGGUGGCGUCCCUGCUGAACUCCAUGAAGUCCAUCGCCUCCCUGCUGCUCCUCCUCUUCCUCUUCCUCAUCAUCUUCGCUCUGCUCGGCAUGCAGCUGUUCGGAGGGAAGUUCAACUUCGACGAGACGCAGACCAAACGCAGCACCUUCGACGCCUUCCCACAGGCGCUGCUCACCUGCUUCCAGAUCCUGACAGGUGAGGACUGGAACGUGGUGAUGUACGAUGGCAUCAUGGCGUACGGAGGCCCCGUUUUUCCCGGGAUGAUCGUCUGCGUUUACUUCGUCAUCCUCUUCAUCUGUGGUAACUACAUCCUGCUGAACGUCUUCUUGGCCAUCGCUGUGGACAACCUGGCUGGAGGAGACGGAGACAGCAAGAACGAGAAGAAGACGGAGAGCGCAGAGGAGGAGGUUGAAGAGCAGGAAGAAGAAGUGAAGGUGGACAUCGACGAAGACACCGAGUACGAGGAGGAUGAAGAGCCUCCUGAGGGAGAAGACGAUGGAGGAGUCCAGUUAAAGAUGGCUGACCUGGCUCCUCCUAAAGAGAAGAUUCUCCCGAUCCCAGAAGGCAGUGCGUUCUUCUGCCUCAGCAACACAAACCCUAUCCGUGUGGCCUGUCACACUCUGAUCCACCACCACAUCUUCACCAACCUCAUCCUCGUCUUCAUCAUCCUCAGCAGCUGCUCAUUGGCUGCCGAGGAUCCAAUCAGAGCCCACUCCUUCAGGAACAACAUCCUGGGUUACGCGGACUACGCCUUCACCUCCAUCUUCACUGUGGAGAUUCUGUUAAAGAUGACGGUCCACGGAGCGUUCCUCCACCAGGGCUCCUUCUGCAGGAACUGGUUUAACUUGUUGGAUCUGCUGGUCGUCAGCGUCUCGCUGGUCUCCUUCUUCCUUCACUCCAGCGCCAUCUCGGUGGUGAAGAUCCUCAGAGUCCUCCGGGUGCUCAGACCUCUGAGGGCCAUCAACAGAGCCAAAGGACUCAAGCAUGUGGUCCAGUGUGUGUUUGUGGCCAUCAGGACGAUCGGAAACAUCAUGAUCGUCACGACUCUGCUGCAGUUCAUGUUCGCCUGCAUUGGAGUCCAACUGUUCAAGGGAAAAUUUUAUCGCUGCACAGACGAAGCCAAGAGCACACCUGAACAGUGCAAAGGGACCUUCGUGGUGUAUAAAGAUGGUGACGUGAGCCACCCGAUGGUCAGGGAGAGGAUCUGGCAGAACAGCGACUUUAACUUUGAUAACGUGUUGAUGGGGAUGAUGGCGCUCUUCACCGUCUCCACCUUCGAGGGCUGGCCCGCGCUGCUGUAUAAAGCCAUCGACGCUAACGGGGAGAACUCUGGUCCCAUCUACAACUACCGCGUUGAGAUCUCCAUCUUCUUCAUUGUCUACAUCAUCAUCAUCGCCUUCUUCAUGAUGAACAUCUUUGUGGGUUUCGUCAUCAUCACCUUCAGAGAGCAGGGAGAGCAGGAGUACAAGAACUGUGAGCUGGACAAGAACCAGCGUCAGUGUGUGGAGUACGCUCUGAAGGCUCAGCCGCUGAAGCUUUACAUCCCAAAGAACCCGGUCCAGUACAAGUUCUGGUCAAUCAUCAACUCGACAGGAUUCGAAUACGUCAUGUUCGUCCUCAUCCUGCUCAACACCGUCACUCUGGCUGUUCAGCACUACGAACAGUCGAAGACCUUCAGCCACAUCAUGGACAUCCUCAACAUGGUGUUUACUGGACUCUUCACUGUGGAGAUGGUGCUGAAGCUGCUCGCCCUCAGACUCAGGCAUUACUUUAUAGACGCCUGGAACUCGUUCGACGCUCUGAUCGUGGUCGGCAGCGUCGUGGAUAUCGUCGUCACGGAGUUCAGUAGUGGGGAGGACAGCUCUCGGGUGUCGAUCACCUUCUUCCGCCUGUUUCGAGUGAUGCGAUUGGUCAAGCUGCUGAGUAAAGGGGAGGGGAUUCGUACACUGCUGUGGACUUUCAUUAAAUCGCUGCAGGCUCUGCCGUACGUCGCUCUGCUCAUCGCCAUGAUCUUCUUCAUCUACGCUGUGAUCGGGAUGCAGACGUUUGGGAAGAUUGCGAUGCAGGAUUUCACUCAGAUCAACAGGAACAACAACUUCCAGACUUUUCCUCAGGCGGUUCUUCUCCUCUUCAGGUGUGCUACAGGCGAGGCGUGGCAGGAGAUCAUGUUGGCCAGUCUUCCAGGUAAACGCUGCGACCCCGAGUCGGACUACGAACCAGGAGAGGAGUUCAGCUGCGGCAGCAACAUCGCCAUCGUUUACUUCAUCAGCUUCUUCAUGCUGUGUGCUUUCCUGAUCAUUAAUCUUUUCGUCGCCGUCAUCAUGGACAACUUUGACUACCUGACACGUGAUUGGUCCAUUCUGGGGCCGCAUCAUCUGGACGAGUUCAAGAGGAUCUGGUCCGAAUACGAUCCAGAGGCCAAAGGGCGUAUCAAACACCUGGACGUUGUGGCUCUGCUCAGGAGGAUUCAGCCUCCGCUGGGUUUUGGGAAACUCUGUCCUCACAGAGUGGCCUGUAAGCGUCUGGUUGCGAUGAACAUGCCUCUGAACUCUGACGGCAUGGUGACCUUUAACGCCACGCUCUUUGCUCUGGUUCGCACCGCCCUCAAGAUCAAGACUGAAGGUAACCCUGACCAGGAGAACGAGGAGCUGAGGGGGAUCAUCAAGAAGAUCUGGAAGAGAAUGAAACCAAAACUACUGGAUGAAGUAAUACCACCACAUGAAGAGGAGGAAGUGACAGUGGGGAAGUUUUACGCGACCUUCCUGAUUCAGGAUUACUUCAGGAAGUUCAGGAAGAGGAAAGAGAAAGCAGGUCUGCCCGGAGAGGUCGACGCCGCCAACCCGUCUGCUGUCCAGCUGUGUAAAGCCGGUCUGAAGACUCUGCAGGAUCUGGGUCCGGAGAUGCGUCUGGCUCUGAACGAAGACAUGGAUGUGGACGAGGACGAGGAGGUCAUGAUGGAGGACGAAGAGCAGGAGGAGAACGCCACGUAUAAGGGGGAAAACGGGUUCGGACCGGAGAAGGACCGGCGAGGCUCCAUACUGACCACGCCCACAGGUCAGGGUGGUGUCAUCGGGGACGGCGGCGUGUCUAACGGAGGUCUAGUACACCGGGUCGGUUCUGUCACCAAGACGCCGAAUGGCAGCGAACACGACGAGCACCUUCGCCGUGGAGACAACAUGAGGUCAUCUAUCAAUCAUCAUCGCCGCCCAUCGGUGAAGAACGGCGUGCUGGACUCCGCCCACAAGAGGCCGUCAUACCGCAUACAUGGAAGGAGGGACUCGAGGGAGAGAUCCUGGAGGAACGGAGACAUGGAGGCGUACGGAGAGCAAGGUUACUACAGCAGAGAGGAAGACAACGACAGCAUCACCUCCAGAGACAGACAUUACCCCGAUGAGCCUCCUCUAUACAGAGACCACUACGAUGGCCACGCCCCCUACACCAACAGUAGUUAUGGUAACGGAUACAACGAGGCCAGGAGGACGACCAGGAGACGCCUACUUCCUGCCACGCCCACAGGUCGGAAGCCGUCGUUUAACAUCCAGUGUCUGAGGAGGCAGGGCAGCAACGACGACCUGCCCAUCCCCGGGACGUACCACCCCACCUCGCCGCCACGCCGCACACGCACACAGACGUUCAGCAGUUAUGAGUCUCGUCAGUCGUCCGGUCGCUCCUCGGCGGCCUCCUCGGCAUCCUGGGCGAACCCGUGUCCUCGUCGCGGUCGCCUCCUCUACGCUCCUCUCAUCCUGGUGGAGGAGGAAGGCAGCCCUCCCUGGGGGGGAGGAAGGGGAGGAGGAGGAGGAGAGGGGAAGAAGGGAGAAGCAGGUAGAGGUGUCAAUGUGACAGGUGCCGCACCCAGACAGGCGUGGUACGGUGGCCCUGCAGGGACAUCAGCUCCGCCUCCGUACAGAGCGUACACCACCCUGCGAGUUCCCUCGCAGCUCGGCGCUCAGCUCACCGAGAAACGAGGGUCAGCCGACAGUCUGGUGGAGGCGGUUCUGAUCUCGGAGGGUCUCGGUCUUUACGCUCGGGAUCCAAAGUUUGUGGCGUUUGCGAAGCGGGAGAUCGCAGACGCGUGUCACAUGACCGUGGACGAGAUGGAGUCGGCCGCCAGCGACCUGCUCGGCACGGGGAGCCACGGUAUCCUCGGCAACGCUGCCGUCGACCCCGCCGCACUCUAUAGUGACGAGGAGCCAAUCAGGAUGGGCCGCGAGGAGGACGAGCUGGCGGACGAGAUGACCUGUGUGACAUCAUUCUGAUGCUCUGGACCAAUUAGGGAUAAGACUGCGUCAUCAAUGAUUGACAAGGCAUUUGACCAAUAAGAUGCAUGACACAGGGAGGCGGGGUUUAAUCGAAGUAACGUGUCUGGCAAGAUUUUGACCAAUGGGGAGUGUAGAGGGAGGUUAAUUUAGUGGUUUAAUGGACUGAUUUUAGGAGGAAUGUUGGAAAGGUUAAGAAAGGACGAAGAGAAAGAAGGAGAGAACGUUUGAGAGACAAAAGAUGAAACAUUUAGGAGGUAAAGAAGGAAGGAGAAAGGUUGAGACACAAAGCAUAACAUUUUAACGGGAAACGUUCAGAAGGAGUAAACGGAGGAUGUAGGUAUCAGAAGGGAAGAGGAGGAGGAGUAAACAAAAGUAAAGAAGGCGUCGAAGAGAGAAGGAAAUACUGUAGAAGAAGAAAAAGAGAGUCAAGAAGUGACGAAGGAGGAAGGAAAAGGAAGAAGACGAGCACGGACAUUUUCAGAAUCAACUCGUGGAAAAACGACCAGCAGAGUGUGAGUAAGCGCUGUCGUGUCGUCACGGUGACACGUCACAUCAGCGAUCUACCAGUGGACAGAAUCACACUUUACCCACAAUGCAUUACUGACUGUUUUUUACACGGCUGUGCUGUCGGGAAGCGGGACACAGAUUAGGAAACAUGUUUCUAACAUUAAGUUAAGAUUCUGUUUCCUGUUUGAAGUCCGUGGACGGCGUGAAUUAUGCUCCGCCCUUCCUACCUCCUCAGAGGCGUCCGGUGGGAUUCUGUCAGCUUCGAUCUGCUUUCAGAUGUUUCACAGGUUUUUAUAUCUCACGUGUUUUAAUGCUGUUAGUGUGCUGAAGUCCUGCUCUGUGGCUCGUCGCGCCGCUCGGAGGAUUUUACUGCUCAUAUUUCAUUAAUGUGUAUUUUUAUUCUCAAACUUUCAGCCGUCUACAAUCAGACGAUGAACUGAAAAGACUUUUUAGUCUCUGUUGGUUUUUUUAUCGCACCGGUUUGUUCAGUGUGGUCAACGUGUCUUUUUUUAAAUGUUUGCUAUUUUUUAUUCUGACACAGAACUCGAUGUUUUGUCUUGUCUGAAUUGUUGUGUGUUUCCGUCAUCUUUUAGUUUCCCAGCAGUUAAGGGCUUUUCAAUCCCACGCCUGGAUCCCCUCCCAAAACCCUUUGAAGACGUUGAGAACCUCCACGUUCAGCUCCGUCUUGACCUUCGUUUACCUCAAAUAAAGACUGAAGA
Molecule: messenger RNA, 7487 nt
Organism: Micropterus salmoides (largemouth bass)
Lineage: Eukaryota; Metazoa; Chordata; Actinopteri; Centrarchiformes; Centrarchidae
Gene: cacna1fb
Product: calcium channel, voltage-dependent, L type, alpha 1F subunit
Exons: 51
Coding region: 1-6258 (2085 amino acids)
Biological process (GO): calcium ion import across plasma membrane
Cellular component (GO): membrane; voltage-gated calcium channel complex
Molecular function (GO): high voltage-gated calcium channel activity
Source: RefSeq, a predicted model, not a curated record